AGAAAUCAGAGAUAAAGAGCAAAGGUGACGUAACUCUUAAUCGUCUUUUUCAAUAUUACUUCAUGAGUCUCAUAAUGAUUAUAGCAAGUCGACAGAUAUUUUAAAGAGUCGAAAAGUAGAGAACAAAAAAAAAUUGACGGGUGAAUGUAGUCCCAACUUAAAAGAAAGGCAAAAGAGAAAUUUAGUAACAUAUUCCAAAUGAGUAAUGGAGUAAUUAAUAUGAGAAAGAGCGAGUAGUUAAUAUGGCUUAAUUGACUUAGAAAUCAUAACUCUGAAAUUUCAAUGAUUUGCCAAAUGCAACAUUUUUCUGUACAUGAUCACUUUUUUUAUUGCGAUUCCAAAUCUUCACCAACUACGAAGAUUCCCUAGAUUCGACCAAGCUAAAAAAUAGGGAGAUUAUAAAGACAGCAGGAUAGUAGUUUCCUGAUUCUGCAAAAACUCACUGGCCAACUGAGUGACUGAUAAAAUAACCACAAAUGGAAGGCAUCAUUCCUUUGUUGGUCUGUGCUUUUAUUUUCUUAGUUGCGCUGCUCAAGUUUCUCUUUAAUCAUCAAACAAGCCAAAAACUCAAUCUCCCACCAAGUCCAUCCAAGCUGCCCAUAAUUGGAAACCUUCAUCAGCUAGGUAAAGUACCUCCUUUUACUCUUAGAAAACUCGCACAGAAAUUAGGACCCAUAAUCUUCUUACAGCUCGGCGAGGUUCCAACAAUAGUAGUUUCAUCUGCUACCAUGGCGAAGGAAGUGAUGAAGACGCAUGAUCUUGCAUUCUGCAGUCGGCCACAGCUGUAUUCUGCCAAAUGGCUCUUCUAUAACUGCACCAACAUUGUUUUCGCCCCUUAUGGUGCUUACUGGAGGCAUGUACGAAAGAUAAGCAUACUUGAGCUACUAAGCAAUAAAAGGGUUCAAUUAUACGACUUUGUAAGGGCCGAAGAAGUAUCUCGUCUAGUUACAAGAGUUGCAGAUUCCUGUUCACGAGAAAUCAAUCUUACAAAGCUACUUGGCUUGUACGCGAAUGAUGUCCUCUGUCGAGUUGUUCUCGGGAGGAACUUCUCUGAGGGAGGCGAAUAUGACUUGCAUGGUUUCCAAAGCAUGCUUGAUGAGUAUCAAGAGUUGCUUGGGGGUUUCAGCAUAGGAGAUUUCUUCCCUUCUAAGGAAUUCGUACACACACUAACAGGCCAUAAAUCAAGGCUUAAGAAGACAUUUCAACGGUUUGAUAGCUUUUUCAAUGAGGUGGUGCGAGAACAUCUAGAUCCACAUAGAAAAAAAAAGGGAGAGAAGGAUCUCCUAGACGUAUUACUUGAUGUGCAAAAAGAUGAUUCAAGUGAAAUGCCUCUAACCAUGGACAAUGUCAAGGCUAUUCUACUGGACAUGUUUGCAGCAGGGACAGAUACAAGUUUCAUAACAUUAGAUUGGGGGAUGACAGAAUUGAUAAUGAAUCCACAAGUAAUGAAGAAAGCACAAGCAGAAGUAAGAAGCAUAGUAGGAGAGAGGAAAUUCAUCUUAGAAAGUGAUUUACCUCAGCUGCAGUACCUUAAAGCUGUUAUAAAAGAGAUCUUCCGCCUACAUCCCCCUGUACCUGUACUCGUACCAAGAGAGUCCAUCAGAGAUGUUACCCUUGAAGGUUACAAUAUUCCUGCAAAAACAAGAAUUUUCAUCAAUGUCUGGGCUAUAGGAAGGGAUCCAGAAUCCUGGAAAGAUCCAGAAAAAUUCAAUCCUGACAGAUUCCUUGGUAGUUCAAUUGAUUUCAAGGGGCAGGAUUUUGAGCUGUUACCUUUUGGUGCAGGAAGACGAGGGUGUCCAGGUAUCACUUUCGGAACAGUCACUGUAGAGCUUGCUCUUGCUCAACUUCUCCACAGCUUUGAUUGGGAGCUUCCACCAGGGGUUGAAGCCAAAGAUUUAGAUCUUUCAGAAGCUUUUGGUAUAUCUAUGCAUAAGACAUCUGAUCUAAUUUUAGUUGCCAUACCACGAUUUCUCUGAAGAUGCUAACUAUGUAUGAGAUAUUGAGAUAUGUUCUUUUAAAAUGAAUUACAAUAAGCUACCUAAAGAAGAGACUUGUAUUAUUAUGGCAUAAACAGCUGCAUGAGGAAAUAAACACGCAAAAAAGCCUGUGCAGUAUGACGUCUAGGUAUACAUUGACCAUCUAUUUUUCAUGAAAAAUACAAACAAAUAUUAUCCCAUAGUACGCAAAGAUAGAGCAUAUAUUUCUUUAUUGAAUGAUGAGAAGAUUAAACCAGUCAGGUAUUACAAGAAA
This is a messenger RNA of Beta vulgaris subsp. vulgaris (sugar beet), 2250 nucleotides long. RefSeq names its product cytochrome P450 71AP13. The record is from RefSeq and is a predicted model, not a curated record. The transcript is spliced from 2 exons. Gene Ontology annotation, molecular function: oxidoreductase activity, acting on paired donors, with incorporation or reduction of molecular oxygen; heme binding; iron ion binding. Bases 477 to 1976 code for a protein of 499 amino acids. NCBI's taxonomy places the organism in Eukaryota, Viridiplantae, Streptophyta, Magnoliopsida, Caryophyllales, Amaranthaceae.